CUCCGCCGUCCGCGGGAAGGAGUUUGUGGCGCCAGCGAAAAGUACACAGAUCUCUGCGACAGCAACAAGGUUCUUAAGUGCUGAGCGAACACUACCGCCUCGAACUCCCAGCGCGUCUUUCCUGAGAGCAUCGUGACCAUGAUGUGGAAUAGUGGAUAUGAAAGCUAUGGCAGCUCCACGUUCGGGGGAGCCGGUGGCUACACCCAGUCUCCGGGCGGCUUUGGAUCGCCGACACCUUCUCAGGCUGAAAGGAAAUCAAGAGCCCGAGCCCAGCACGUUGUGCCCUGUACCAUAUCUCAGCUGCUUUCUGCCACUCUGGUCGAUGAAGUGUUCAGAAUUGGGAAUGUUGAGAUUUCACAGGUUGUCAUCAUCGGGAUAAUCAGACAUGCAGAGAAGGCUCCAACCAACAUUGUUUACAAAAUAGACGACAUGACAGCUGCACCUAUGGAUGUUCGCCAGUGGGUUGACACGGAUGAUGCCAGUGGUGAAAACACUGUGGUUCCUCCGGAAACAUACGUGAAAGUGGCUGGUCAUCUGAGAUCUUUCCAGAACAAAAAAAGCCUGGUGGCCUUUAGGAUCAUGCCCCUGGAUGAUAUGAAUGAGUUCACCGCACACAUCCUGGAAGUGGUGAACGCACAUAUGAUGCUGGCCAGAGCUAACAGCCAGCCCUCAGCAGGGAGAGCACCCAUCAGCAAUCCAGGAAUGGCUGAAGCAGGGAACUUUGGUGGGAGUAGCUUCACACCAGCAAAUGGUCUCACUGUGGCCCAAAACCAGGUGCUGAAUUUGAUUAAGGCUUGCCCAAGACCUGAAGGAUUGAACUUUCAUGAUCUCAAGAACCAGCUUCAGCACAUGACUAUAGCCUCAAUCAAGCAAGCUGUGGAUUUUCUAAGCAACGAGGGACACAUCUAUUCUACUGUGGAUGACGAUCAUUUUAAAUCCACAGACGCAGAAUAACUGGACCUAAUUGAGCACCCAACAUGUUUUCCAGCUGGACCUAUUUUCAUGAUCUGUUUUGUCCAGCUGUGCCUACGUUUGACCAGUUGACUUCUAGAAAGUAAGUUUCAUCUGUAAAAGGUCUCAGUUGACCUCCUUAUGAAACUUAUUCUCUUCUGUUUUUUUGACGUUCAGAGGGAGAUGGCCAGCUGACGGGGUGAUCCAGAGUGGUAUUUCUUAAAGAAGUUACAAAUUAACUAGUUAUAGUAACAUCAGGAGAGAUGGAAGUGGAAGAAGGAUGCUACCAAGAGAGUUGGGCAGUAUUACUUACAUAAUUCUCAGGAGUUUCUAUUCCUAAAAUAUUUUCUGUUGAGAGAAGAUGAGUACAACAACUAGGGCCUGUCAGCAGAGAGCCACCCAAGAAAUGUGCUAACCUCUGCUGGUUUCGUUCCCCGUUUUGGUUAUGUGGUGUUACUUUCAGAAUUGCACUUUCCCUCAACUUGUCAUGGCUGAUGCCAAAAGCAUUUUUGUAAACAUGAGGUUCUGGAGUGGUGGCCUCAUGUGUCAAAGGAGAGGAAGAAAUGUUACUGUGUUUUGUAUAAAGUGAGUACAUCCGUGUGGUUAAUAAAAUAGUUAUGUUAUUGUA
Molecule: messenger RNA, 1579 nt
Organism: Artibeus jamaicensis (Jamaican fruit-eating bat)
Lineage: Eukaryota; Metazoa; Chordata; Mammalia; Chiroptera; Phyllostomidae
Gene: RPA2
Product: replication protein A2
Exons: 9
Coding region: 139-954 (271 amino acids)
Biological process (GO): double-strand break repair via homologous recombination; nucleotide-excision repair; DNA replication
Cellular component (GO): nucleus; DNA replication factor A complex; site of double-strand break
Molecular function (GO): DNA binding
Source: RefSeq, a predicted model, not a curated record